Messenger RNA from Diachasma alloeum, 3007 nucleotides. It is a transcript of the gene Tsf2, whose product is annotated as melanotransferrin. Gene Ontology annotation, cellular component: plasma membrane; early endosome; recycling endosome. The record is from RefSeq and is a predicted model, not a curated record. The coding region runs from base 114 to 2678 and encodes 854 amino acids. Gene Ontology annotation, biological process: iron ion transport. NCBI's taxonomy places the organism in Eukaryota, Metazoa, Arthropoda, Insecta, Hymenoptera, Braconidae. The transcript has 4 exons.
UGUUGACUAACGAUAAACGAAUUUACGGCUGGGUGGUGUCAAUUCAGAGGCAUUCACCACAUGUAUUUUUUAUUUUUAGUAAUUUUAUAAGUGUUGUUUUUAAUUGAGUAAACAUGUGGGCCCACGGGCGCUCGACUGUUGGAGGUUUUCUCAUUGUUUUCGCCGCGUUUUUCGCAAAUUCUCGAGGGCAAAACAGCUACAACCCCUACUUCAACACCUACAACUACAACAGUCGCCCCAUUCCCCAGAACUACACCGCGACGUGGUGCACAGUCUCUAAAGCUGAGCAAGACAAGUGCACAGCCAUGUCCCGCGCAGUGGACCGCGAAAAGCAAUUUUUCGACACCGACUACGUCUCCCUAAAGUGCCAGCAGGCCUUCGACAAGGAGGAAUGCAUGGACCUCCUUGACAAGGAGACAGCCCACCUGACGACCCUCGACGCGGGCGAGGUGUUCGUGGCGGGUAGAUACCACAGUCUCCUCCCCAUAGCCCAAGAGCUCGACGCGAUCGGUCUCAAGCACCAAUACGCGGUAGCGGUCCUGAAAAAGGACUCCCUCCCAGACGUCAACAGCCUCCGCGAUCUCCGCGGCAAGAAGGCUUGCUUCGCGGGGGUGGGAACCCUAGCCGGCUGGGUGACCCCCGUCUACACCCUAAUGCGCGAGGGUGGUCUCGAGAUAGUCGACUGCAACAAUCACGUCAAAUCGACGACCAAAUUCUUCGGCCCAAGCUGCGCCGUCAACUCCCUCAUAGAUCGCUACAAUCCCCUGGGCGACAAUUCCGAUCAGCUCUGUCGUCUCUGCGUCGGGGAAAUUCCCAGUGGCAGGUGCACCAAUGCCGACCCUUACGCGGGUUACGAGGGGGCCUUCAGGUGCCUCGUCGAAGCCGGCGAAAUCGCCUUUCUGCUUCACACAACCGUCCACGAAAUGACCUCCACCAACUUUGACUUCACGUCUGUCAGCAAGGAUCAGUUUGAGUUGCUGUGCAGAGACGGAUCGCGAAAGCCCGUCGACAGUUACAACGACUGCAAUUGGGGGAGCGUUCCGUCACGCGCUGUCGUCGUGUCUUCCGCGAUCAAUCUCGAUGUGAGAAGGGUCUACCAGAAGUUCUUGAAGAAGGCUGUUGAGAUCUUCAACAUGGGGAAUGGGACGUCUGGGAGUGGCUACAAUCCCUCGAGGGAGGGCAAGUCCGAUAAUUCGGUGGGGUAUGGUGGCGGCAGAUUCGAUAGCGACGGUAGGGAGAGGUCUGACUUGACUUCUCCGGACAACAACCGGCCUAACGCGUGGGACCCCAACGCCUACAAUUCACCCGCGAGAUUUGGGAACGCGCGGCUCGAUGGGGAGGGGACUUAUAAUGCCACUGAUCCGCUGGCUGUGCAGCCGCUCGAGGUGUUCAGUCUGUUUGAGUCGGCGCCCAAGUAUGGGCUGCAGCACAAUCUCAUGUUCUCGGACUCGGCUAGGGGCUUUGCGCCGCUCGUCGAGAAGGACCAGAAGUACUCGGAGUAUCUGGGAAGGGCGCAGAACGCUAUUCUCGGGGUGAGGGAGUGCACCGUCAAUCGGAUGACACUUUGCGUCACUUCGGAACCGGAACUGGAGAAGUGCUUCAAGAUGAUGAUUGCGCUGAAGGCGCAGCUGCUGAAGCCGGAACUCAUUUGCUACAAAGGGUACAGCCACAUUUCGUGCAUGCAGGCCAUUCAAAAUGGCCAAGCGGACAUAGCAAUCCUCGACUCGAGCGACGUGUACACCGCAGGUUUGCGCUUCGACCUGAUUCCCUUCAUCGCGGAGGUCUACAACCUCCCGACCCCGGAGUACUACGUGGUAGCAGUAGCCAAGGAGAACGACCCAACCACCGACCUGACGUACUUGAAGAAUAAGUACACCUGUCACACAGGCAUCAACACCGCAGCCGGCUGGGUGUACCCACUAGCCUAUCUCCUCUCUAACGGCUGGAUCCGUGGCUACGGCUGUGACGCAGUGCGCGCAGCAGCCGAGUACUUCACCAAGUCCUGUGUCCCAGGGGCUUUGAGCUUGGAAUACAACAUCGGCGUCCCCUACGACAACAUGUGCGAUCUCUGUCACGGGGUGAGCUACAGAUACUGCCGUCGUGACGCCACGGAGGAUUACUACGGCUACACCGGUGCCCUCAGGUGUCUGGUGGAGGGCGGUGGUGACGUGGCCUUCAUCAAGCACACAACUGUGUCAGAGACGACUGACGGAAAGCGAAAGGAGACUUGGGCGAGGAACGCCUUCACCAAAGACUUUGAGCUGCUGUGCCCCGAUGGGACGAGAAAACCGACGACUGAGUACGAGCGCUGCAAUCUGGGAAUGGUGAAGGCCAAUGCCAUUGUCACACGUGGAGGCUACGACGGGUACAAUGACACCCAGAUCACCGCCUUCACGAAUCUCUUCAUCUACGCGCAGCAGUUCUACGGGAGGAAGGAGGUCGACGAGUUCAGCUUCUCCAUGUUCUACAGCACUCCACCUUACAGCGAUCUUAUAUUCCAGGACGCCACGCAGCAGCUUGUCAUCAUUCCACCGGAUCAGAGGGAGUACAGCAAGUGGCUGGGGCCCGACUUCAUGAGGGCCCGGAGGAUUGUCGACUGCAAUGCUGGAGCCUCCGCCAUCACGUAUUCACUGGUCGCGUCGUUGACUACUCUCCUCUUGGCGGUUUUCUUGGGGUGAUAAGGGGAGGGGGAGUUUUGUAUUUUUUUAGUCGUUUUAAGGCAUUCGGACAUUAUUUCGAUGAUGUGGAGCUGGAGGGAAGUUGACGAGAGGGAUUGGGGGAGAGUUAUGGAUUGUGGAAGGGCUUUACACAGAUCUGAAGAAAUUUAAUGCAUAUUUUUUUUAUACUAGCUGUAAACUAUGGUACAAAUGUAAUCAUUUUGGGAGGCAAUUCGAUCUGUAACAUAUUCCGUCCACUCAUUUAGUUAUUAGGGUAUUGAGAAAAUGUAAUAUUUAUGAGGUAAUCCGUCCAUGAGAUUUUUAAAUACAUUUUUGAAAUUUUUAUGAAA